This is a messenger RNA of Numida meleagris (helmeted guineafowl), 1391 nucleotides long. It is a transcript of the gene POMC, whose product is annotated as proopiomelanocortin. NCBI's taxonomy places the organism in Eukaryota, Metazoa, Chordata, Aves, Galliformes, Numididae. The coding region runs from base 273 to 1130 and encodes 285 amino acids. Gene Ontology annotation, cellular component: extracellular region. The record is from RefSeq and is a predicted model, not a curated record. Gene Ontology annotation, molecular function: hormone activity. The transcript has 3 exons.
CCAAACACCCAGCAAAGCACUUUCCAUCCGACCCUCCCUCUUCCCGAAAGCUGCGAACGCAAUUAGCAGCUUCACCCGGAAAACUUGGCCGGCUGGCAGGGGGAUGCUAAUCCCAUCCACCAUGGGGACAGCCACAUCUGCAUCGUGCCCCCCGCUGCUCAUCUAUUGUUCGCUACCUGGAAGGGUCUCUCCAUCCCCCCCAACUCCGCCCCCCCAGAGGCCAUCCAGAGGGUGGCUGCGACGCGGUGCUGGGGGUAUAUAAGGCAGCGGGGAUGCGGGGACGUCGCAGAUGCUCUCCGGGAGACAGGGACGGAGGCAGCCGUGCUCCAGCCCACGCCGCAGCUCCUCUGCAGUUCGGGUGCCCGUCGCUCACCGGCAGGAUGCGGGGCGCGCUGUGCUGCAGCCUGCCCGUGGUGCUGGGGCUGCUGCUGUGCCACCCCGCUGCUGCCAGUGGCCCGUGCUGGGAGAACAGCAAGUGCCAGGACCUGGCCACCGAGGCCGGCGUUUUGGCGUGUGCCAAGGCGUGCCGAGCUGAGAUGUCAGCCGAGGCACCCGUGUACCCAGGCAACGGGCACCUGCAGCCCCUCUCCGAGAGCAUCCGCAAGUACGUGAUGAGCCAUUUCCGCUGGAACAAGUUCGGCCGUCGCAACAGCAGCAGCGGAGGGCACAAAAGGGAGGAGGUGGCCGGCGUGGCCCUGUCCGUCGCGUCACCCCGCCGCCCCGUCGGGGACGAGGAAGAUGGAGAAGGGCUGGAGCGAGAGGAAGGGAAACGCUCCUACUCCAUGGAGCAUUUCCGCUGGGGCAAGCCGGUGGGACGGAAGAGGAGACCCAUCAAGGUGUACCCCAACGGGGUGGAAGAGGAGUCGGCUGAGAGCUACCCGAUGGAGUUCCGGAGGGAGAUGGCGCCCGACGGGGAUCCCCUCGGCCUCUCCGAGGAUGAAGAGGAGGAGGAGGAAGGCGAGGAGGAAAAGAAGGACAGCGGCUCGUACCGCAUGCGGCACUUCCGCUGGCACGCGCCGCUGAAGGACAAGCGCUACGGCGGCUUCAUGACCUUGGAGCACAGCCAGACCCCGCUGAUGACUCUGUUCAAAAACGCCAUCAGCAAAAGCACCUACAAGAAGGGUCAGUGAGCGGGGACGGCCCGCGGGGGCAGCCCAGCCCACGUGGCCCCACACAGCUUUAGUGUCCUGCUGGCAUGCGUGUGUCACUUAGAUCCACAGAUCGCUCAUUAUGUCAUUAAUUACUACUCCAAAGCCCUCCUGCCCCGACACCGAAAGGCAACGGGUUGGGGCUGAACACACCAACGUGGCCAGGGAGCGGUGCUCAUGCUGGGUCGUUUUCCUAUUUUCACUGAGCUGUACAAUACUGUAAAUGAUGGAUUAAAAGAAUUC